GAAGUGUUUCUCACGUAGAAUCAUGUUAUUGCGAUCGUAUAAAUGGGAAAUGAACUGCCGGUUCAAGCAGCUCGCUCGUAACUUUGGAAUCCUAAAGCAACAACCACUCAUCGCAUUUGAACAUGCCGUUCCCAAGUUGCCGAUAGCUCAGUUCGUCAGAUACAAAUCUGGCACUCCGUUGAACACUAUCAUACUGUUCGUACCUCAGCAAGAGGCAUGGAUCGUCGAGAGAAUGGGGAAAUUUCACAGGAUCUUGAAUCCUGGUUUAAACAUCCUCACACCGAUAAUAGAUAGAAUUAGAUACGUCCAAAGUCUUAAGGAAUUAGCUAUAGAAAUACCUCAGCAAAGCGCCGUCACCUCAGAUAAUGUAACGUUAAACAUCGACGGCGUUUUAUAUUUACGAGUGAUCGAUCCGUUUCUGGCAUCGUACGGAGUGGACGAUCCCGAGUUCGCCGUAGUUCAGUUAGCGCAGACGACGAUGAGGUCGGAGCUGGGAAAGAUAUCUCUGGACAAAGUGUUCAGGGAGAGAGAAGGCCUCAACGUCUGUAUAGUCGAUAGCAUAAACAAAGCGAGUGAAGCCUGGGGAAUAACUUGCCUCCGAUACGAAAUACGUGACAUAAGAUUACCACAAAGGGUGCAGGAAGCGAUGCAGAUGCAGGUGGAGGCCGAACGAAAGAAGAGAGCCGCGGUGCUGGAAUCGGAGGGCCAGAGAGAGGCGGAUAUAAAUAUCGCCGAAGGAAAACGCUUAGCGCAGAUCCUGGCAUCAGAGGCGGCGAAGCAGGAAGAGAUAAACAAAGCCACUGGUACAGCGACGGCUCUGGUGGCUAUCGCGGAGGCGCGCGCCAAAAGUUUGAAACUCGUGGCGGGUGCUCUUAAUUUGGCGGACGCAAAGAACGCGGCCUCGUACAGUCUAGCGGAGCAAUACGUCAAAGCGUUUAACAAACUUGCGAAGGUCAACAAUACUUUGAUCUUGCCCAGUAACGUCGCAGACGUGUCUUCCUUGGUGACGCAGGCGAUGACGAUUUACAAGCACGUUAUGUCUCGACCGACUUUAGACAACGACGAACCGAAAGAAAACAAAGAUCUCCAGGUGGAUGACAAUGACGAAUCGUUCGAGUAUUUUAGCGAUAAAGAGGAAGCGGAGAAGCAUAGGGAAAACAAAAGGAAAAGAAAUCCUAAAAUGUUGUAAAAUACUUACGUACAAUGUCAAUACAUUUCGCCUUCUAUCAUUUGCUCGCUCCCAUUUUUGUAAUCUUCGCCCAGGGGAAAGGUGUGAUUAAAAAUCAAUGGAAACGGAACGGUUUCAUGUAAAA
This is a messenger RNA of Ceratina calcarata, 1313 nucleotides long. It is a transcript of the gene Stoml2, whose product is annotated as stomatin like 2. Gene Ontology annotation, cellular component: membrane; mitochondrion. The transcript has 7 exons. The record is from RefSeq and is a predicted model, not a curated record. NCBI's taxonomy places the organism in Eukaryota, Metazoa, Arthropoda, Insecta, Hymenoptera, Apidae. Gene Ontology annotation, biological process: mitochondrion organization. The coding region runs from base 23 to 1189 and encodes 388 amino acids.